AUGCCGCCGCCGCUCGCCGGCCAAACUCCGGCGCGCUCUCCCCGCUCCAGUUCCUACCGGCUGGGCUGCCGCCCGGCAUACAGGACGACGACUCCCUGCCCCGCGCCAUGCGGCUAUCCCUCAUCGCCCAUUCACCGGCCGUGGGAGAAGCUGCUCGUCCACCGGAACCUCCAAGGUCGCCGCCGUGCGCGAGCUCCGCCAACCGCCUCGCCGGCGUCUUUGCGGGGUCGCCGGACGCCAUGGACGCGGCAGCUAGCGCCUAAUGGGGUGCGUCCACGACCUGCAGGACUAAUCCCCACCUCCACGCGGCCGUCCAACAACACCUCUCGUCUCGCCACCCAAAGCUGUUGUUGUCUAGACAACCCACCUCGUGAGUUCACCGCGGUAGCGUGCGAUGGCAUCGGGUGGCCUUCUUCUUUGAGUCUGUGGUUUUUGGUGCACAUGUGUAUGCGGUCAUGUCACCCAGCUGCUGCUACUGGCGAUGGCUCUGGUGGCUCAGCUGCUGUUGGGCUGGCCAUAGCCUCCGCUGCCCAGAAGCGUGAGGGAUGCCAUGUGCCAAGCAAAGACAGGAUGGGGAAGGCUGCUGGUUGUAUUGCGUCACACAAGAGAACUGUCUUACAAGGUUCGUAA
This is a messenger RNA of Lolium perenne, 630 nucleotides long. The record is from RefSeq and is a predicted model, not a curated record. NCBI's taxonomy places the organism in Eukaryota, Viridiplantae, Streptophyta, Magnoliopsida, Poales, Poaceae.